AUGCCGGGUGUAACAUCUACAACCAUCCAAAGCACGUCAGCAUCAGUAACCACUCCAGGGUCAAGUGACAGCUCCCCAUCCACGGUUGUCACGUCGCAGUCUACAACCUCCCAAAGCACUUCAGCUUCUGCACCCCCAACACUCACCUCCAUCAGCUCAACAGUCACAGCACCCACGGAACAUUCUGCAGCUGGACCCAGCACCGCAAGCUCCACCUUCGGCUCAGAAUCACCUGCCACCCACCAGUCCACCACUCUCACUGGGGAAUCCACCACCUACCCCAGCAGCCCGUCCUCAGCACCAACAUCACAGCCCUCUGGGAGCUCAAUGAGCACCGUCCUCACCGCGGCUUCCUCAGCCGCCCAGAGCAGCUCUGCUACAGUGCACACGACAGGGUCCUUUAGCACUUCCCAAACCAUGGUGCCUGGUGAAACAUCUACAACCAUCCAAAGCACUCCAGGAUCAGUCAGCAUGCCAUUGUCGAGUGCCAGCUCCCCACCAUCGGUUGUCACUUCAGAGUCUACAACUGUCCCAACAACGUCAGCUUCAGCAGGCCCAACACAAACAACAACCAGAACAACAGCCACACCACCCAUGGAUCAUUCGACAACCUUCCCCAGCAGCCAAAGUUCAGCCUUCAGCACAGAGCCACCUGCAAGCCCCCAGUCCACCACUCUCACUGUAGAAUCCACCACUUUCCCCAGCAGCCCAUCGUCAGCACCAACAUCACAGCCCUCGGAGAGCUCGCCAACCACGGUCCCCACCGAGGCUUCCUCCUCCUCCCAGAGCAGCUCUGCUACAGCUCACACGACAGGGUCCUUCACCACUUCCCAAACCAUGGUGCCUGGUGAAACAUCCACAACCUUCCAAAGCACAGUAGGAUCAGUAACCACUCCAGGGUCAAGUGACAGCUCCCCAUCCACGCAAGCCAUCGUCAACACCGACACCACAGCCCUCGGAGAGCUCACCGAGCACGGUCCAAACCGAGGCUUCCUCACCCUUCCAGAGCAGCCCUGCUACAGCACCCACGACUGGGUCCACUGA
Molecule: messenger RNA, 1044 nt
Organism: Oryctolagus cuniculus (rabbit)
Lineage: Eukaryota; Metazoa; Chordata; Mammalia; Lagomorpha; Leporidae
Source: RefSeq, a predicted model, not a curated record